Messenger RNA from Rotaria sp. Silwood2, 564 nucleotides. The record is from the annotation of a GenBank genome assembly. Lineage: Eukaryota; Metazoa; Rotifera; Eurotatoria; Philodinida; Philodinidae.
AUGAGAAUGAUAGACUUCAAUCAUAUCAAGGAUAAUGUUGACCGUUUAAUAUCAGUAAAUACAUUUUUUUCUACGACUAAAGAUUACAACAUUGCAGUCAUCUAUUCUAGUUGUGAAGCUUACAAUGAAGGAUUCGAACUAAUAUCAGUUAUAUUUGAAAUUGAAGCAGAUUUAACUAAUCGUACUAUAAAGAGACCGUUUGCUUCAAUACAAGAUUUGAGUGCGAUUUCUGAUGAACUUGAAGUGCUUUUUUCAGUCGAUUCCAUUUUUCGCAUUAUCAAUGUUCAAGAUCGACGAUUGAACGAAAGAUAUUGGUAUGUCAAGAUGAUAUUAGUUGGCGAAGAUAAUGAUAUCAAAGAACUUCGAAACGAACUCGAAAAAAAAUAUUGUCAAAAUAGUAGUCUGUGUGAUUUGGGAGAUGCUUUAAUUCAGAUGGGUGAUUAUGAAAGAGCGGAAAGAUAUUUUCGCAUGUUAUUAGAAUAUUUACCUGAAACAAAUUCAUUUGUUAGUCACAUAAAUGCAUCAUUGGGAAUGAUUUUUUCGAAUAAAGGAGAUUAUCAGUAA